Messenger RNA from Histoplasma mississippiense, 2658 nucleotides. RefSeq lists its product with no specific name. Lineage: Eukaryota; Fungi; Ascomycota; Eurotiomycetes; Onygenales; Ajellomycetaceae. Gene Ontology annotation, molecular function: protein kinase activity. The transcript is spliced from 5 exons. Gene Ontology annotation, biological process: protein phosphorylation. Bases 1 to 2658 code for a protein of 885 amino acids. The record is from RefSeq and is a predicted model, not a curated record.
AUGGCGGGACUUUCACAAGAAGAUCGCAACAUUAUCAAGAACCAUCCUCUAACCAGCUCAGUCAAUCAUUUACAAGGCGUGCUUCAGGAAGCUGAAAAAAUCUAUGAGUCACGUCUAAUUUCCUAUGAUGGCGCUGUUGAUAGCCUUGACCAACUCUAUCGGGGAGCGACUUCGGGACUCCUCUCUGUUUUACAGAAAGAGGGUGCAGCUUGUAACCUUCACUCACGGAUAGGUGAUGGGAAAUUGGAGUCUGAUCUAGGACACUUAGUUGAGCGUCUCAAAAAAACAAAAGGAAUCUUCAAAUACGAUGACUACCGGCCUCUAGUACACCUGGUCAUCCAAAGGCUCCCAGACAAUGAAAUCCAGGACGUUGAUAAAUGGAACAUCGACAUCUGGAAAGCUGUAUUUAACCUCAUUGACAACAUCCCUCAAUCAACUCCUCCGACGAGCAUCCCACCCUCCUAUGACAGCACGCCAGUCAAAUCCACCUCAUCAUCGCAGAAAGGCUCCGAGCAGACGCAUACCAUCUGUCGACGUGUGUUAGACCCAGACAGCGACAGUAAUUGGGCCCAGUUUCCCGAUCCUCCUACACAGGACAAUGUCCUCACCUGGUGGUUUCGUCUUCAAGAAGACCUUCUCUCGGAAUCACGCAGCACCUACUACACCACAGCAAGCAAAGCGGAUCUUACUGGUUCGCAGGCGGAACGGCAAGUUGACCUUCUUUUGCGAGCUAGGGGUGGGAGCCCCUUGCAAAACAAACACGACUGGACAGACAUCCUGGUGGUUGGCGAGCUCAAAAAACCUAAAGAGAAGAUCAGGACCAAAGCCACACUGCUGCAGAUCAGCUGCUCUGUACGCGAGGUCUUUGCUGCACAGCCCACUCGGCGGUUCGUCCAUGCAUUCACUGUCUGUGGGACCAAGAUGGAGGCGUGGGUGUUCGACCGCGCGGGGCCCUAUAGCUCGGUAAUCAUCGACGUCUACGCGGACUCGAGACGGUUCUUUCAGGUGCUUGUGGGCUACACCAUGAUGAGCGACGAGGAGCUGGGACUGGACACCUUUAUUGCUAGGGAUGAAUGGGGCAACAAAUCAAUAACUGUUAAAGGGCCUGGGAACUCAGUGGAAAAGGUGCUGCAGCUGGGUCAAAUGCUUUCCUUUCAGCGUGCCAUCGUGUGUCGCGGGACAACAUGUUUUCUCGCAAACAAUGGACAAGUGGAGGGCGUAGCCAAAUUCUCGUGGGUGUCGGACAAGCGGCGACCGGAGGCGGAACUCCUCGAGCUAGCAGGUCAACAAAAUGUCCAGGGGGUCGCCAGGAUCAUUGGCCAUAGUACCAUCACCAACAUCGCCGACAUGCGCCGCGACCUGACCUUCGACGACAAGCGCUAUGACUUCAAAAGCGCACCCCCAAGCACAGCCUCCUCGUUUCAUCAAUCUCAGCCGCUGACUGAGCCCUGUCGCUUAGAUAUACGUCGAAAAUCGUCGUCGAGGAAGCGCAGAUCCCCGGAUAAGGGGAUGCAGGCGUCCAAACGAUCGCGCUCCAUCAAUCAACCAUCAAGGGACACCCAGGAGGAGAACAAACUAGCUUUCUCCAUUCAGUCAGCGCACAGACCAAGCCUCUUCGACAGGAACGGUGAGGAGCCGUACGACAACCGUGUCCUCCGGUGUCUCGUGAUCUCACCCGCUGGCCAGCCGAUCUAUGACUACAGAUCACCAUUGGAGCUUCUCACAGCGCUGCGCGAUGCAAUAAAGGCGCACCAGUCUCUUUACCUGGAUGGGAACAUCCUUCAUCGGGAUAUUUCAGAGAACAAUAUAAUAAUAACUGAUCCAGGCAAGGCGGACGGUCACUCGGGCAUGCUGAUCGAUUUGGAUCUUGCCAAAGAGGUUGGGAGCAGGAGAAGUGGCGCGCGGCACCAGACUGGCACAAUGGAAUUCAUGGCAAUUGAGGUGCUGCUUAAUAUCGACCAUACCUAUCGGCAUGAUCUCGAGUCGUUCUUCUAUGUGCUUAUCUGGCAAUGUGCCCGUCAUGGUUGGGAAAAAUUAAAUGAGCUACAGGGACACGGACAGGACCCGCCCAAAGACAGCAUGCUGAGAGAAUGGUAUACUGGAACUUAUAAGAAAAUUGCAACUUAUAAAAGAGGUAACAUGGAAGCUGGCGGAUUUGAGUAUCUUUUGCAGGAGUUUCCGCCGGAUUUCGAGUGCAUCAAGCAUCUUUGCAGGACCAUACGAGGUGUACUAUUUCCUUAUGGGAAGGAAGGACUUAUUGUUGGAACACCGCAAGUCCCACAGAGACUAUAUGAUCCUAUCAUUAAGGCAGGUGGCCGCAGCUCAAAAGGCAUUACUAAAUUUGCGUGUAUCAUCGGUGAUCACCAAUUAAAAGUCUUCCUCUACGUUAAUGCCAAGGACCUCCAGCGGGCGUUCUCAUCUAAACGCAAGCAUACAUGCUGGACUGUGUGGUUAAAACACCACAAGAUGAAGUGUCCUUUCAUCAACGAUCUUAGCCACCUCCUGCCUGAUAUCGAGUUUCUAGAGCUAUUGUUCACUGGAAGCCAUAGCUAUUUCUUCAAAUACACCCUCAACCUGACUGGCCGGAAUCACGGUUCGAAAGAAAUGCAUGGGAGAAAGACCCCUUCAUCGUUGAAUGUCAAGUGUAUGAUUACUUGA